AUGCCUAUCACAGGAGUAUUCUUUGUUCCCUCCAACCCCAAUGCUUCCACAGCCCUAGCAACUGUGACAGAACGCCUGCACACUGCCUUGGCCGAUGAGCCUAUCCCAGUGGGCCGCUGGGCCAUGGAACAUAAGCUGAUGCGAGAUACCCCUUCUUGUCUCCCUGCAUCAGCAUCCCAGCGACCAGCGCAUCCCAGAUACAUGCAGUUUCUCUCUCUGUCUUAUCACUCGAAUCACGGAUUCAUCUACACGUCCCCGUCGGCGGGCGGAGCCCAGAAUCCUAACGCUCCGCAAGUACCGCCCGCAGGGAACCCUGUCGCUGCGGCAAGUCCUCCUGCAGCCUCUGAUGGUGCUGGAGCCACGGCUCCUGGGGCAUCACCCACGGGCUCGUCGAUGAUUAUGACGACCGUGCCGCUACCCUCGUACGGGACUCUCUAUCAGCAUUUCGUCUACGCUUGUCAACCGUUCUGGUGCCACCGACACACUGUCACGGUUCCUGGAGGUAUGGUCUACGAUGUGGGUGACUUUCGAGUCCGAAUCGGCGAUGUUCGACAAACGCAGCCUUCGGCUCGAGUUCGAGGCACCGUCGUCGAGGUGGAAUGGAGAGGUCCGUCGCUGGUGUCGUCGAUCGCCUCGCAGGACUCUCAUAACCGCAAGGCCAGCGAAGAGGAACAGGCGAGCGACGAUGAUGCUGACUCGGGAAUCGACUUGACCUUUUCGGCGAUCGAGGAAGCGGAUAUCGAUGCCGAGUAUGCGGCCACGGCUACGCUUAUCCGUGAGUUCUGGGCUCGACUGGGUAUUGACGGGGCGCGGGAAGCAAUCCUUGUCCCAGAUUUUGGGAAAGAAGUGAAAGAUCAACUGCGGAGACUGAGGCAGCAGGACAAGCGGGGAACGCAGAGUGCGGCUGAUCGAGGAUGGUCAUGGCAACAGGAUGAGGACCCCGACCCGGAAGCUGGAGUUGAUCUGGCGAGACAGUUUAUGGAGAUUUUCAGAUUCAACCGAUAA
Aspergillus wentii DTO 134E9 is the source of this 1005-nucleotide messenger RNA. RefSeq lists its product as uncharacterized. The transcript has 2 exons. Gene Ontology annotation, cellular component: mediator complex. Gene Ontology annotation, molecular function: transcription coregulator activity. The record is from RefSeq and is a predicted model, not a curated record. Gene Ontology annotation, biological process: regulation of transcription by RNA polymerase II. The coding region runs from base 1 to 1005 and encodes 334 amino acids. Lineage: Eukaryota; Fungi; Ascomycota; Eurotiomycetes; Eurotiales; Aspergillaceae.